Molecule: messenger RNA, 1053 nt
Organism: Erythranthe guttata (spotted monkey flower)
Lineage: Eukaryota; Viridiplantae; Streptophyta; Magnoliopsida; Lamiales; Phrymaceae
Source: RefSeq, a predicted model, not a curated record
CACAUCAGGAAAUUUCUGUAAUUCUGAGAUGCUUAUGGUUUGUUUGUUUCAGGAAAAGAUUAUGAGGGUUCCAUAUGGCCCAAACAAAGAAUAUUUUAAGUACUCAUUGUUUCUCGUCUUCUGCAACCGCAUCACUACUUCUGCUGUAUCUGCUGGAGUUCUACUGGCAAGUAAAAAGGCCCUGGACCCUGUUGCUCCAAUUUACAAGUAUUGUGUUGUAUCGGUGUCUAAUAUACUUACCACAACUUGUCAGUAUGAGGCCCUUAAAUACGUCAGUUUCCCGGUGCAAACGCUGGCAAAGUGUGCCAAAAUGAUACCUGUAAUGAUAUGGGGUACUUUAAUCAUGCAAAAGAAGUACAAUGGACGUGAUUAUCUAUUUGCCCUCAUAGUGACACUUGGAUGCUCUAUUUUUAUAUUAUUUCCGGCUGCAGGUGAUAUUAGUCCAUACAGUAGAGGAAGCGAAAGCACAGUUUGGGGUGUUUCCUUGAUGAUUGGCUAUCUUGGGUUUGAUGGCUUCACAAGUACAUUCCAGGACAAACUUUUCAAAGGCUAUGAUAUGGAGAUACACAAUCAGAUAUUUUACACAACAAUGUGUUCUCGCAUGAUUAGCUUCACUGGUCUGAUCUUGCAAGGCAAUCUUCUAAUGGCUAUAGAUUUUGUUUCUCGGCAUAAUGAUUGCUUCAUUGACAUUGCAAUUCUUUCAACUGUAGCAACGAUAAGUCAGUUCUUUAUCUCUUACACCAUCCGCAGUUUUGGUGCUCUAGCCUUCGCCACCAUAAUGACCACUCGACAGUUGGUGAGUAUUCUAUUGUCGUGUGUGUGGUUUGCCCACCCACUUAGCUCGGAGCAACUAAUCGGAGCAGUCAUUGUGUUUGGUUCUAUAUACUCUAAAAACAUCUUUAGAAGUAAACCGAAGCCAACGUUACCUGAACAAACAGAAAACGGGUCUUCUAGUCCACCGAGGGCUACUACUGCGUAAGACGUGGGCUGUGUAGCUGGGCUAUCGGCUUAUAGGGGCUUCAGCUCACUAAACUCUGUUUAUUAACUGUUUCU